CAUGCGCAAUGUCAGCGAAUCUGGCGGCAAUGUAGUUUUGAUGUAAGGAAUGUAUUUUAAUAGAAUUUGUUAUUUAAUACAAUUUAAUUGUUUAAACUGCGACAGAAAUUAAUUUAUAUAAAUAUGGGUAUCACCGGGCUGCUACCGUUCCUAGAAAAGUCUUCUAGAAAGACGAAUAUCAAAGAGUUCUCUGGUGGGACUGUUGCAAUUGAUUCUUAUUGUUGGUUACACAAAGGUGCAUUUUCUUGUGCUGAGAAAUUAAUGAUGGGAGAAAUGACAGACGCGUACGUUGUGUAUUGUAUGAAAUAUAUAAACAUGCUUUUGAAAUACAAGAUAAAACCCAUUCUGGUGUUCGAUGGUCAACGAUUGCUUGCUAAAGAGCAGACAGAAAUCAAGAGACGCAAAGCCAGAGAACUGAAUCGUCGUAAAGCGAUCGAAUUGAUACAAAUGGGUAAAGUUACAGAAGGAACAAAUUUAUUGAGACGAGCUGUAGAUAUCACUCACACGAUAGCAUUAGAAUUAAUUAAACAAUGUCAGAAUGAGAACAUUGAUUGUAUUAUAGCUCCUUAUGAAGCUGAUGCACAAUUGGCAUAUUUAAAUAUUAGUGGUAUAGCUGAUGUUGUUAUCACAGAGGAUAGUGACUUAACGCUAUUUGGAUGUAAGAAAAUAUUUUUUAAAAUGGAUCUUGUUGGAAAUGGGAUUUUAAUCGCACAAGAUCAAUUACAUUUGGCAAUGAAUGUAAGAUCUGAACAAUUUGAAAUGGAUAAGUUCCGUCAUAUCUGUAUUUUGUCUGGUUGCGACUAUCUUCCUUCUCUUCCUGGUAUUGGCUUGGGAAAAGCACGAAAAUUUAUUACGAAAAGUACAGACCAAAAUAUACAUAGGGCAUUGACACGUUUAGGUUCGGUUCUCAACAUGAAAUCGCUAGUCGUGCCACAGGAAUACAGAGACGCAUUUAUAUUAGCUGAAAUAACGUUCAAACAUCAAUUAGUAUUCUGUCCAUUGCAAAGGAAGCAAGUACGAUUGAAUCCACCGCCAGCUAAUAUCACUGAAGAUCAAUUGCAAUAUGCUGGGAAAGAGCUAGAUGAGGACCUUGCUUUACAAUUAGCUCUUGGGAAUUGCGACCCAGCUACUUUAAAAAUGGUUCAUGAUUUUAAUCCAGAUAAAAUCGAACGAAAAAGAAAGCGAGAUACAGGACAAACAAUGAUUCAAACUAGUAUUUGGUCAGAUAAAUAUAAAUUGAAGAUGAAAUGUCAAAACUCUUCUCCUCUCUCUGUACUGAAUUCGUCAUUUCUUAAUGGAAAAGAGCUUGGUAAAGAAAAAAAGUCUCUAAAGAAUACAUACAGCUCAUUAAAUUCACAUAAUAGUUCGAAUAUUCAAAGCGAUCCAGAGGAUCAUGAUUUACACAAUGCUGCCAUUUUGGAUAUGUAUAAAUCAAGUCGAGAUGCUAAGCUAAUCGACAAUACUAACAAAGCAUCAGAAGAUUAUUUAAAUUUAACAAAUAACACAUCACCAGAUUUACUUAAACAAAAAAAUCCAUUUAUUAAACGUGUGUGUGAUCUUACUACUUCACCAAAUAUUUUAUCCAACGGGAAUUAUCGAAAAAGAGGAAGAAAUUUAAUGCGUGUAAGACGAACUCUUGUAGAUGAAAAUACUGUAAUAGAAAGUAAAUAUUUCUCAAAAUCAGAUAAUAAAGAGUGCAGUGUACUUGAGUCAGAGAAUAAAGACAUUGAAACCAGUUGGAUAAGUACAAACUAUAAUACAAUUUUAGAUACGAAUGUACAUGAUGUAACUCGGAAACAACUAGAAAAAAGAUUAUCUAUAACAGACACUGAACAAAAUGCAAAUUCAGUGGAAAAUAUUAAUAAUCCAUUUUUAUCAAAUCAAAAUGAUUGUUUAACUAAUAUUUAUAGAAAUGUUUCUAAAAAAUCAAAUCCUAAUGAUAGGAUAGACGAUGUACCAUCAAUGACAGAUACAACAACUGAUAAAAAUUAUGUAACAAAUAAUUAUUUAGUAUCACCAAAUUCUAGUAUGGAUAUUAUUGAUAUAAACAAUUACGAAAAUGCGAAUAGUUCGCAAAAUGAUUCACUCGAAUGGAUAAAUACAAAAAAUGUUCAAAGUUUCCCCCAUAAAAGAAAUACAUUGAAGAAACGAAAUUCAUCGAAUCUGGUACAAUUUAUGAUAAAAAAGAAAGGAUUACAUCAAAGUAAACAAUCGCCAGCAGUUCCUAGACAACAAAGUUUAUUAGACAUGUAUGGAUUUCAAAAAAGGUCAUCUUUUAAACACUGAUUUUAAAAAU
Acromyrmex echinatior (Panamanian leafcutter ant) is the source of this 2296-nucleotide messenger RNA. RefSeq names its product Exonuclease tos (gene tos). Lineage: Eukaryota; Metazoa; Arthropoda; Insecta; Hymenoptera; Formicidae. Gene Ontology annotation, biological process: mismatch repair; DNA recombination. Gene Ontology annotation, molecular function: 5'-flap endonuclease activity; DNA binding; metal ion binding. The record is from RefSeq and is a predicted model, not a curated record. Gene Ontology annotation, cellular component: nucleus.